Messenger RNA from Salvelinus sp. IW2-2015, 3597 nucleotides. RefSeq names its product probable E3 ubiquitin-protein ligase IRF2BPL. Gene Ontology annotation, cellular component: nucleus. NCBI's taxonomy places the organism in Eukaryota, Metazoa, Chordata, Actinopteri, Salmoniformes, Salmonidae. The record is from RefSeq and is a predicted model, not a curated record. Gene Ontology annotation, molecular function: transcription corepressor activity. Gene Ontology annotation, biological process: regulation of transcription by RNA polymerase II.
CUAUUUAUUUUAGCCAUCACACUGCUUAUAUUUUCUUUUGGAGAAUAUAUUAAACGGUUAUUGUAAUCACACAUGCCUAUUGCAAUGAAUGUUGCCAAAUUAAAUCAGAUUAUCAACAUAUUUUAAUCAGAAAUUUAAAAAAUAAAGGUAUAUUAAAGGCUUUCGCUCCAUUACAUAAUGAUAGGCUAUAGCCAGGCGUUUUCCUUUUAACUAGUUUUUUUGCUCGUUAGAGUGGUUUGAUUAAGAUAAUGCUUUUUGAUGCUCCUGCAUUGUGAAAAACAAACAACGCAUAACAAAUUGAAUUGUUUCGUAAUCUUAAAUAGCUUUAUGCUAUUGAAGGCUUCGUUUUGCUGACAUAAGCAAAAGUAAUCUAUUUGAAACAUAAUACAUUUGUAUCUAAUAAUAAUUAAUGGUAUUUUAAUGACAUAUAAUAUUGACACACAAUUUCUCAGUAGUAAAAUACAUUCAAAUGCCAGAGUUGUAGAAACCCAUAUUCUGCUUUAUGUAAUUUGGUCAGCAUUGUGCGUUCGUGUUGUUAGCUCCCAGUCCAUUCAAAAGAUUAGGAGGGAGUGGUUUGAGCUUUGCGUGUUAGGAAAGCAACAAGUAGCAUGUCUUUUUUUUCUUUUUUUUAUGAACUGCGGAACGUGGUGCUUACGUCACUGCUCUAGCCAGGUGGCAUUCCAAACUGUGGAGAGGAGACGUGGAGGCACAAUCAAAAUUUCAAAUCACAAACCAAGUCAGGAUGUGAGACGCGCGUAAAGCACAUUUCAGUCCUACAACCGAUCACUGCUCGUCACUGGCAUCAGAAGAGGAGUAGGGAAGGAAGAGGGUUCCUUUUGGGGGGCAAAUUCACGGACUGAAAAGAAAAAUUGCAAUCAAAUAAUCUGGGGGGAAAAGGACCAGGGAAAGGGACAUUCAACAUGUCUUCUGCACACGUAUCUUCAUCUCGGAGACAGUCAUGUUAUCUGUGCGAUUUACCCCGUAUGCCGUGGGCUAUGAUUUGGGAUUUUACGGAGGCAGUGUGCAGGGGUUGUGUGAAUUAUGAAGGUGCAGAUCGGAUCGAGUUUGUUAUCGAAACUGCACGCCACCUCAAACGAGCUCAUGGUUUCCAAGAGGGGAGAUCCCCCGGUCCACCGCCGCCGCCCACAGUCAAAACCCAGGCGGCAAUAUCAGCCAAGGAGACGGUGCAAAUCAACCAUGUGGACGGACCAUCUAAACAACAACAACAACAGUCGGGGAUGGACCGCUACUCUCUGAACGCAGAGAGACCUCGCUUUGACUACUCCAGUAUUGGCGCCCAUGCCAGCAGACUUCCCAAUGGAAUGAGCGGUCCAAAUGGGUUCCCAAAACCGGACGAUGGUCCCCCAGAAUUGAACCGACAGAGCCCGAACUCCCGUCGGAGCCAUGGUCUAGUUGCGGUCCCAGGACAAAUGAAUGUCCCCCCCAACCUUCUCCCACAGACCAUGUUGAAUGGACCCUCCUCGGCAACAGCCAUAGCCUCGCAUAGCCUGUCUAGCCGCCCCCCUCCGUCCAUUGUGGGACCCUCUUUGUCCACGUCCUCUCAGUCCAUGUCAGAACAAGGUAAACGACCAGGUUCUGUGUCAAGCACUGACCAAGAGAGAGAUCUGAAAGAGAAACAGCGUAAUGCGGAGGCUUUGGCUGAGCUUAGUGAAAGUUUAAGAAACAGAAACGAAGACUGGACAAACAAACCGAAAAUAGUAAGGGACACGUUGCUUACUCUUUCAAACAGCUCCCCGUUUGAUGUGAGGUUUAAAAAGGAUCAUUCACUCGUGGGCAGGGUGUUUGCUUUCGAUGCAGUGUCAAAGCCUGGCAUGGACUAUGAAUUGAAAAUAUUUAUCGAGUACCCAAGUGGAUCUGGUAAUGUAUUUUCCAGCGCAUCGGGGGUGGCCAAACAAAUGUAUCAGGACUGCAUGAAGGACUUUGGCAGAGGGCUCUCCUCGGGUUUUAAAUAUUUGGAGUAUGAGAAAAAGCAUGGCUCUGGGGACUGGCGACUCCUGGGUGAUUUGUUGCCCGAGUCGGUCCGAUUCUUUAAAGAGGGGCUGGGGGUUGAAAUGUUGCCACAGCCCUACAUUGAUGCCAGCUGUCCAUUGCUGCCCACUGCUUUGGUCAACAUCCCUCGUGGCUUGCCAUCUGCGAGUGCCCCGAGGAUUGGCGUGCGUAAGCGUAAAGCCUCCCCAGAACCUGACUCUGCAGAGAGCGCGCUAAAACUAUCUGAACAGGAACAGCAGAGGCAGCAGUGGAUGGCCAGCCAGAGCGAGGCGUUAAAACUGACGAUGGCAUCCGGAUCAUUCGGUACCUCACACGGGGCACCCCCACCGCUCGGCCCUGGUCAUUCUGUUCACUCAAGUCGCGCUACGCCCCCUGAAUCAACGCCCCAGAAUGGACAGUCUCCAAUGGCGGCGCUCAUGUCUGUCGCGGACACGUUGGGCAAUGCGCACUCCCCGAAGGACAACAACUCAGUUCACUCCACCACAUCCACCAGGCAUAACAGCAGCAGCCCGGUCUCGCCCGCCUCUGUUUCGGGGCAGAGGCGUUUGGCUUCCCGUAACGGAGAUCUCAAUCUAUCCGGGGGUCCCUCCCAGUCCAAUGCGCAUUCUGGCAUGGACCAGGUCCACGCGCAAAACAUUCCAGAUUCGCCCAUGGCAAACAACGGACCUCUGUGUUGUACCAUUUGCCACGAACGUUUAGAGGAUACCCAUUUCGUUCAGUGUCCGUCAGUUCCCAACCAUAAAUUCUGUUUCCCUUGUUCUCGAGAGAGCAUCAAAGCGCAGGGAGCAACUGGCGAGGUGUAUUGUCCUAGCGGAGAGAAAUGCCCCCUGGUAGGUUCUAAUGUGCCUUGGGCGUUCAUGCAAGGUGAGAUAGCAACAAUAUUAGCUGGGGACGUUAAGGUAAAAAAGGAGAGGGACCCAUAGAUAUGUCCUAUAACUUCCCAUAGAAACGUGCAUUUUAGUCCAAUAUAUACAGUAUACACAUGUGAAUACUCAAAACGUACAAAAAUUGUUGAUGUACAGAGACGUCCCCUCCUUCUCAUAUUUCUGUUUUUUGAAUCAACGGAACAGUACAGUAUGUGAUGUCACCUAAUUUUAUGGAGGGUGUUUUGACGGGUACUAGUGUUGUAUUUGGAUGGCAGUGACGAGUCAAAGCACUUUCACUUUGUAAUCACUGCUGCCGUUUUUCCCCUCCAACUCAUGCACUUCUCUCAUUAUAAAAAGGCCAGUUUAAACGCCCAAUGAAUAUAUGUCUGUAAAAUGAAACUACGCAUAGUUAAUAUCCAAUAACAGUAAUGACAAUUUGCUCUAACUCCUAUAUUGGGUACAAAUCAUUCUGAGGACUUUUUUUUUGUUUAUUUAAUUUUUUUUUUACAGCAAGUAUCUCUUUUCUUCUUGUGAUCGAAAAUAUUUUACUACGUGUUAUUCAUUUCUCUUCCCGUUUGCUUUGAUGAUGCACGGAUGCUUAAAGGUAGAGCAAAAUGCUGUACAUUAAUGUAAAAUGUUUGUUUAUACAUUUCUGUAGUAACAGAAGACUUGUAAUGUGCCUUGGAGCUGAGUAAAUUGUAAUAAAUUCCAUUGAUAUUAA